AGCUGCAGAGCUACUAGUCCAACCAGUCUCCCGAAUUCAGCGUAGCUGAAAGAGGUUUUCACUCUGCACCUGCCAAAGAUCUCUCCCCCCCCUCCCCUGCUCUCCCCCCUCUCUCCUCCUUCCUCUCUCCCUCUAAAAGGCAGAUCUGUAAGACCCAGCAGAGAUCAAAGACGGGACCUCUUUGCUAAAAAGAACCUCUACUGAUUUAUAUUAGUUUCUUUCCUCUAAUCCUUCUCCCCCCCCCUCCUUUUUUUUUCUGUGCCAUAUUUAACCUUUAUGUUGCAGUUGUGCCAUCAGACAGUUUUGCAGCCAAAAAAACCCCAAGCCAAGCCAAAGCGAAAGCCCAGCUCGGAUACAGCAGCCACCCAGACUUGAUCUCAGUUGAACGUAUUAAUCUCCCGCAAGCACUGGACGCGAUGGAUGAAGAAACUGCAACCGCUCUAAGAAAAUGAUUUUCCAGCCCAUGUUCUCGAGCGGCCUGAGAGAAGAGAGGGAGCGCGAGCGGGCGCGGAGCUUCUGCUGCAUCACUGCCCAGACCCGAAGGAAGGGAGUCAGCGUUUCCAGCACAGCCAAAUAUUGUGGAUGAUUUUUUUUCUUCUGUCGCCUUUCCGUACAGGUUUUCCUAAUAUUAUUCUCUCCCCCGCCCCCCCCCGUAUUUUUUUGUGCUUUUUUGGUUUUUAAUUUUAUUUAAUCAGAGCUUGCCUCUGAUGCCGGUUUCUCUUCAAGAACCCUCUUCCCCUGUUUGUUGUGAUCCCUGCAACACAACCAGGGAGAAGCCGUGAGCAGAUGGCUUUAUACGCUGCCGUGCCGCUGGCGUUGUUUUCCUACUGAUUUUAAAGGCUCGGUCCGGUGCUCUUUUUGUUGUUGUUUUUUUUUUCCCCCUUUUUUUUUUAAUUUAUUUUUUUCCCUCCCCCUCCUGAGUUCUUGAUGGUACUGAGGCAUGAGGACCUAUUGUUUCUAGCCCGUGUGUUUCUCGGCGCCUAUGGAGAUAACUUUACGGACUUGACCGCCCGCUGCCCGCCGCGGAGGCAGAGCGCCGAGCCCCCGGGGGGGGGCAGCCAGACCCCCGCCCGCCCCCUCCCCCGCUGACCGCCCGCCCCGGCCAUGAAAAUGCUGCUGGUCCGCAAGUUCCGGGUGCUCAUCCUGAUGGUCUUCCUCGUCGCCUGCACCAUGCACAUCAUGAUCGACCUGCUGCCGCGGCUGGAGCGGCGGGGGCCGCCCGCCCCCCGCCCGGGCUGCUCCUGCCCGCCGCCCGCCGCCGCGCCGCCGCGCUCGGCGCCGCGCUGGCCGGGCAAGCACACCCUGCGCAUCCUGCAGGACUUCAGCGCCGAGCCGGCCUCCAACCUCUCCUCCCAGUCGCGGGAGGCGGCGGAGCGGGCGGCGGGCGGCGGCGGCGGCGGCGGGGGGGACGGCGGCGGCGGGGGGGCGGCGGCGGGGCGGGGGAGGCGGCUGAUCGCCCCCGGGCCACCGCGCCCGCCGCCCCCCGCCGCCGCCGCCCCGCUGGCCGCCCUCUUCCAGCACCCGCUCUACCGCGCCGCGCGGCCACCGCUGGCCGACGGCGACCGGCUCUUCAAUGUCAACAGCGACAUCAGGUUCAACCCCCGGGCGGCCGAGCAGCCCGAGUGGCAAAAUGAAGAUAAUGAAGAAUUUUUGCCAACUGGAGAGACCUCCAUAGACUCCUAUCCAAACUGGUUAAAAUUCCACAUUGGCAUUAAUCGGUACGAGCUGUACUCCAGACAUAAUCCUGCAAUUGAGGCUUUACUACAAGACCUGGUCACCCAAAAGAUAACCAGUGUUGCGAUGAAAUCAGGAGGCACCCAGCUGAAGCUGAUCAUGACGUUCCAGAACUAUGGACAAGCAUUGUUCAAACCCAUGAAACAAACCAGAGAACAAGAAACCCCGCCUGACUUUUUUUAUUUCUCAGACUAUGAAAGACAUAAUGCAGAAAUAGCAGCAUUUCAUUUGGACAGGAUCCUGGAUUUCCGUCGUGUGCCGCCGGUUGCGGGCAGACUGGUUAACAUGACGCGAGAAAUACGAGACGUUACUCGUGACAAGAAGCUGUGGAGAACGUUUUUCAUCUCACCAGCCAACAACAUCUGCUUCUAUGGGGAAUGCUCCUACUACUGCUCAACAGAGCACGCCCUCUGUGGGAAACCAGAUCAGAUCGAGGGGUCUCUGGCCGCUUUCCUGCCUGAUUUGUCUUUAGCUAAAAGGAAAACCUGGAGAAACCCUUGGAGACGUUCCUACCACAAGCGCAAGAAAGCAGAAUGGGAAGUUGAUCCAGAUUAUUGUGAAGAGGUUAAACAAACACCUCCAUAUGACAGUGGGACCAGAAUUCUGGAUAUAAUGGAUAUGACAGUUUUUGAUUUCCUAAUGGGUAACAUGGAUCGACAUCACUACGAAACCUUUGAGAAGUUUGGAAAUGAAACAUUUAUUAUCCACUUAGAUAAUGGAAGAGGGUUUGGAAAAUAUUCCCAUGACGAACUUUCCAUAUUGGUGCCUUUAAACCAGUGCUGCAGAAUAAGGAAGUCUACCUAUCUGCGAUUACAGUUGUUAGCCAAGGAGGAAUACAAACUCAGUCUCUUGAUGAAGGAAUCUUUACUAAAAGAUAAAAUAGCUCCCGUUCUCUACCAGCCUCACUUGGAGGCGAUGGACAGGCGGCUGCGGAUCGUCCUCAAGGCUGUCAGUGACUGCAUAGAAAAGGAUGGUUAUGACAACGUGGUUGAAAAUGACUUUAACCCUGAUGUUAACACUGGUACGACCGAGAGGUAGUGAAAUCGCAAGACUACGUUUUUACCAGCCAAGUAAAGAAGAUUCAAAAAAGGAAAAAAAAGAAAAAAAAAGUCUUGCAAAAGACUGUAUACGCCACUUUGUGAAUUCAGUGAAUUCAGAAAUGAGAUAUAAUUGUUCCCAAAGUAGGUAAAGUGUAGACUCUGCAAAGGCUUAGUUCAUUAAGAAAAAUAAUGUGAUGCUUUUCAUUAGUUCCUAAAGAGAGAUUAUGAGAAGAUGCAGAAAAUACUCAGAUCAUUGACAGACAACAGUCUUACAGCAAACACCUCCUGUCCUUUUUGUAUAGAAAGGAGGCCUUUACUUAAUAUUUUGUAUUUAUAUAUGGUAUAUCUAUGAAACCCCAGACCUACCUACCAAAUUUAACUAAGAGGGACGGCAUAGUUUUGUGACUCACACUUUAUUUGUGGUGACAGUCCACUUAGUAUUUUGUGUUAACCCUUUAAGUGCUCUAAUCCACUGUAUCUUAUUUAAAUUGAAUGCUUUUUUUCCCCCAGCUACUCAGCAUUUAAAGGGUUAAGGCAUUAUGAACUUUUAAAGGCAAAAAAUAAUAAUUAUUAUAAUAAUAAGCAGUGGUUGCCGGAAGGGAAUUUCACUAAUUGUGCAUUGACAGGAAUACUUGAAUGUUGGUUUUACAAAGUGAUGUAAAAUGCCAGGUUGUACUAUUUGUCCAUAAGGAGGUGGCGGCUCUUACCUUUCUAGACUCUCAUAGCUGAGCUGCUACUUUUCAACUUUGCUUUUGAUAGUUUUGUGUAAAUAUAUACAUAUAUGGGUAAAAAGCUGCUUUCAGCAGCUCUAGGCUUACUUUUGCAGCAUUUUUGUGGAAUUGUUUGCAACGUGGUAAAAGUGCAAUAAAGAUAUGGCAAAAUGUGUA
Chroicocephalus ridibundus (black-headed gull) is the source of this 3661-nucleotide messenger RNA. RefSeq names its product FAM20C golgi associated secretory pathway kinase (gene FAM20C). Gene Ontology annotation, biological process: protein phosphorylation; enamel mineralization. Gene Ontology annotation, cellular component: Golgi apparatus. The coding region runs from base 1105 to 2772 and encodes 555 amino acids. Gene Ontology annotation, molecular function: protein serine/threonine kinase activity. The transcript has 10 exons. The record is from RefSeq and is a predicted model, not a curated record. NCBI's taxonomy places the organism in Eukaryota, Metazoa, Chordata, Aves, Charadriiformes, Laridae.